AUGCGAACAGAAAUAAUCGAUACGACUUAUUAUCUUCUACAAUUCUUAUUACUAUGGGAAUGUAUAAGUUUAUCUCAAGCUUAUUGGAUACGAGAUCUUUCAUAUUGUCCACGUAAACGUGAUGUAACUCGACAACGACGAUGUUUUAAAUCAUGUUUUGAUGAUAGCGAUUGUCGAAGUCGAUAUCGUUCAUGUUUAUGUGAUUAUGAUUGUGGCAUGUCAUGUAUAAAACGAGGUGUUAGUUGUCCUUUUCUAACACUUCCGGAAAAUGGAAAGAUCAUAUAUUCAAAUGAAAAUAAAUUUGGUUCACGUGCAACCUAUGAAUGUGAUCCAGGUUUUGUACUUGAAGGUUCAAAACAUCGAAAUUGUCAAGGUGAUAUGUGGUGGGGACCAACGGAUUCUGUUCCGUAUUGUACGAAAGAAGUUUUUUGUAAUCGACCACCUGAUAUAAAUAAUGCAGUUAAUGAUAUUCCAAGUACAAUAACUACAUUUCAUGCUAGUUAUUCAGUUACAUAUACAUGUUUAACUGGUUAUAUUGGAAAUGGUACAACGAAAUCAGAAUGUACUUUUCUAGGUCAAUGGACAUUUGCAACAUUAAAAUGCACUCCUAUUGAUUGUGGUUCACCGGGUAUAUUACGUAAUGGAUUUUUAAGUGGUGAACGAUUUGAUUAUCCAAAUAUAAUAGCAUUUUUUUGUAAUGAUGGUUUUGAACUUAUUGGAGAAUCUACAACUAGAGCUUGUCAAGAAAAUGGCUUAUGGUCUGGAGCAAUGCCACUUUGUCGAAAAAAAACAUGUGGGUCACCUCCGACAGUUUCCUAUGGUGAAAUAAUUCAACCUGAUCGAACAACGAAUGAAACUAUUCAAUAUAUUUGUCAAGAUGGUUAUCAAUUACAAGGAUCAGCAGUUUUAAAAUGUAUUUCAUAUCAAUGGCAACCAACACCACCCAUAUGUAAACGAAUAAUAUGUGAAGAUCCUCAAAAACUUUUUAAUGGUUAUAUUAAAUCUUCAUCAAAUAAUACUUCAUUACAAUAUUCAAUUGGUUCAAAAGUAAAAUUUCAUUGUCCAUCAAAUUUAACAUUAAGUGGUUCACAUAUUUCGAAAUGUCAUAUGAAUGGUAGUUGGUCACCGAAAAUUCCUAAAUGCAAAGAACCAAUUUCUUGUUCAAUUCCAUCAUUACCUUCAAAUGCUCGUUAUUUAAAUCUUCAUUCAUCAAAUCAACAAAUCAAUGAUGGUCAUCAUUUAGAAUAUAUAUGUGGAAAUUCUCGACGUCGUCAUCGAAUACAUUGUCGUAGAGGAAAAAUUUUACCAAAAAUAUUAAAAUGUUUCAAUGGUUGUCGAGUUAAAAAUGAACAUGUCAUAUAUUCAAAACCAUUCUAUCGACAUAGAGAACAAGUUCAUUUUACUUGUAGUAAUAAUAGUUUACCUUCAUUAAAUAAUGGAACAAUACAUUGUAUUAAUGGAACUCUUUCUAAACAACCAGUUUGUCAUCAAAUACCAAUAAUGUGUACUGUUCCUCAUACACUUUUCUUACGUAAUAUCGUUAAUACAACAAUUCCAUCUGGAACAUUAUUUGAAAUUGGUACAUCAUUUUCUUAUACAUGUAUUCAAGAUCAUCAACCAAUAAAUAGUUCAGCAAUUGUUGAAUGUCUUGAAAAUGGAAAAUUAUCUCAUCAUCCACAAUGUAUACCAUUGUCAUGUAAAGAACAUCCACCAACAAUACCUAAUGGUCGAACAAUAUUUCGUUCAACAGCACAUGAUUCUCAAGCAAGAUAUAGAUGUUUUCCAGGUUAUAAACUUGAAUAUAAUAAUUUAGCAAAAUUAACAUGUCAAUAUGGUUCAUGGUUACCUAAAGAACUACCUCGAUGUUUACCAGUCUUUUGUGCUAAUCCUGGUCCAUUAUUACAUGGACAAAUCUAUGUCGUACUUAAAGAUGAACGUAUAUCACCAGUACCAAUUCGACGUGAAUUUCGUGCAUAUAUACCAAAUGUACAUCACGGACGAACAAUUGAAUUUGAAUGUGAUUUAGGAUAUGUUCUUCAUGGUCCAACUGGAUUAACAUGUAAUCAUGGUCAAUGGAUGCCAGCUGAAAGACCACGAUGUAUUCUUGAAAAUCAUGUACAACCAAAUAUUAUCUUUACAGGAUAA
Adineta steineri is the source of this 2145-nucleotide messenger RNA. Lineage: Eukaryota; Metazoa; Rotifera; Eurotatoria; Adinetida; Adinetidae. The record is from the annotation of a GenBank genome assembly.